ACAAAAAUACCAUUCCGUUGCUUUGUUUCAUGGUGAAGUGUGUGUUAAAAUAAAUUUCUGUCGAAUUUAAACAAUUGAAAAUGUUUGUUUCUCGACGGAAAGUGGUCUCCUUUUUAGUUUUAGCGUGUGUUGCAGUAGUAACGCUUGGUCAUUCUCAUUCGCACUCUCAUUCGAAUUCAGAAGAACCGCCUUCGUUCAAGUAUUCUAAAAGUGCAAACGAACAAUACAAAAAGGAAACUACAAGACAAGAACAAAAAGCUACAGAACCCAAUUACGACUUGUAUGUAAGAGCCUUAGGCUCUACAGUUUUUAUCAGCAUAGUACCAUUUCUUAUUUUAUUUUUUAUUCCGAUCGACGGAACUAUUGAAAAGCAACCGUUACUCAAGGUUUUAUUGUCAUUCGCGUCUGGUGGGUUGCUAGGAGACGCGUUUUUACACUUGAUACCCCACGCGCUGGUCGCCAGCACCGAAGAGAGUGGCCGUAGUCACAGCCACAGCCACUCGCACGACGACGAGCACCACGAACCGCAUGAUCUCACUGUAGGUCUUGGAGUACUUGGUGGAAUAAUUACUUUCCUUGUUGUAGAAAAAUUUGUUCGCAUGUUUGAUGGUGGUCACAACCAUUCUCAUGCAGGUGGUGAUAAGAAAAAGAAUGAUGAUAAAACCAAGAAAGCUAAGAAAAACAAAAAAGAUGAUAUCAAAAUUGCUGGAUAUUUAAACCUAGCUGCAGACUUUACCCAUAACUUUACUGAUGGAUUAGCUAUUGGAGCUUCUUAUAUUGCUGGUGCAAGCAUUGGAUAUAUCACAACAGUAACAAUACUGUUACAUGAGAUUCCUCAUGAAAUUGGAGACUUUGCUAUACUUGUGCAAUCGGGUUGCUCGCGGAGGAAAGCAAUGCUGUUGCAGUUACUGACUGCUUUUGGAGCUAUAUCAGGGACUAUGAUCUCAAUAUACCUUCAAGGUUCCGGUGAUGGAUUGGUCUCAUCCCUCAUCUUGCCAUUUACAGCCGGAGGUUUUAUUUAUAUAGCCACCGUAUCUGUGAUUCCAGAACUACUAGAAGGUUCAAAUAAACUAUCUCAGUCUAUUAAAGAAAUUUUAGCUCUAUUAGCUGGUGUCUAUAUGAUGGUCCUUAUUGCUAAGUAUGAAUAAGGAGUAAUUCCUCAAAAGAGUAUAAAUUAUUUUUACUUCUCAUGUAUACUUAAACGACUAUCAGUAAAAUGCAUAAAACAUCACAUCAAAUUUCUGAAUGCUUGUGUUAAUUCACCAAUAAAACCACAGCUAAUCAUGUAACUGAUAUUGAUAAGAGUCAGAUGUAAAGGGUGUAUAGUUAAUUAUGUGGUUGGUUUUGUACCAAGCCAAGUCUUGUGAUGUGUGAAAAAUAAAUAUGUAUAUAAUCAUACUGAUUAUAUUGUUUGUUCGUAAUAUAAAGUACUACUCAUAUCACUGAACCACUUUUGUUAUAAGACCUGUAUUCUAACUUUCCAAGUAUUCAUCUUGCAAAUUACAUAUGGCAUUAUAUGGGUCCCAUAGGGAAAGCUGCUCAUUAUCAUGGGUAAAAUCACCUCAUGUAUCACUUUUACUUUUUUUUUACACCUUGUAUAGUGUAUUAAAAUUAACUACCACUUAAGUUCUGUUAUGAGAGGGAUAGUAGUUUUAAUUAAUUCCUAUUUAUGUUACUUAUUAGAAUAAUUUCACAUAAAUACAGCGAUCAAAACACUUCCCCUCUCAUUUCAAAUUACUAAGUUAUGUCUGUCUAUGAUAUCAGACAUGUUUUGUGAAUAGAUCAAAUCAUUUUCUGAAUAAGCAUGUCUUAAUUUUGUUAACAAAUAUACAGGUCAUUGAAUGACAAUUCAAGUACUUGUAUAGUAAUUUCAGUGGCAAUUGUUAUUUAAAUAUUGUAGAAUAUUAUCAUGAACUAAUAUUUAAUAUUUGAGUGUCGUCAACGUGAAAAAAUAUCUAACAUUUAAUGAUACUAUACUCAAAUAUUUAAAUAAGCAAAAUUGCCACUGAAAUUAGGUAGAAAAAACUAAUUGUCCCUAUUGUUGAGUGUGAAUCUCUGUGUUCGAAUAGUAAUAAUCUCUAAUUAUCGAGCCUUUGCAAUAGGGUUAGCUUAAGUAAUUUAAGUGAAUACCAGAUU
This is a messenger RNA of Hyposmocoma kahamanoa, 2136 nucleotides long. It is a transcript of the gene Catsup, whose product is annotated as protein catecholamines up. NCBI's taxonomy places the organism in Eukaryota, Metazoa, Arthropoda, Insecta, Lepidoptera, Cosmopterigidae. Gene Ontology annotation, biological process: intracellular zinc ion homeostasis; zinc ion transmembrane transport. Bases 81 to 1148 code for a protein of 355 amino acids. The transcript has a single exon. The record is from RefSeq and is a predicted model, not a curated record. Gene Ontology annotation, cellular component: membrane. Gene Ontology annotation, molecular function: zinc ion transmembrane transporter activity.